UAUGGAGAAAUCUCAACAAACUGGGGAAGUUGCCUGCGUUUAAGUCAGCUAAGAAUUGCUGGAAAUAACAUCACUGGUAGCUUGCCUCCUGAGAUUGGAAACGCGACUCAACUGCAUGCGAUUGAUCUUUCUUUCAAUGGUUUAGUUGGGGAGGUUCCAAAAGAGUUUGGAAAAUUGACUUCUCUGUUGAAUUUGAAUCUAAGAGGGAACCGACUUUCUGGCAGUAUAAGUCCUGAGAUUGUAUCGCUAUCUGGCCUCCUAACAUUGGAUUUGUCCAGAAAUAAAUUAAGCAUGCCUAUCCCGCAGAGUAUUGAGCUUUCUUCAAACUUGUUCCUGUUGAAUUUGAGCAACAACCAGUUGAGCCAACAUAUUCCGGGGCAAAUAGGGAUGUUAACUCAUUUGUCCGAGCUAGACUUGAGUUAUAACUUGUUAAGCGGUGAGAUCCCAGCUGAAUUCAGCAAACUGCAAAGCCUAGUGAAACUGGACCUUUCGCACAAUAUUCUUUCUGGCCUUAUAUACAAGACUUUCGAGGCUAUGCCAGGUUUGGAGAAGGUUGACAUCUCCCACAACGAGUUUGAGGGUCCAAUCCCCAACACCACGGCAUUCCAAGAUGCAGCAAAGGAAGCGUUACAAGGCAACAGUGGAUUGUGUGGAAAUGUUGAAGGGCUUGAGCCCUGUAAUCCAGCGGUGGUGGAUAGGAAAAAUUCUCCGGUGGAACCCCGAGUGUUUGUUAUUGUUUUUCCUCUGCUAGGAGCAGUUCUACUGUUUAGUUUCUUUGGAAUAUUCUGCAUUUUCCGCAGAAAAAAGUUCCAUCCAACAGUGGAACAAGCACCUAAGACGACUGAAGUGUUUUCUCUAUCAAAGUACGAUGGAAAGAUCUUAUAUGAAGACAUCAUUGAAGCCACGGGGUGUUUUGAUGAGAUCUACUGUAUUGGAAGGGGAGGCUAUGGAAGUGUCUUCAAAGCCAAAUUAAGAUCAGGUGAUACAGUAGCUGUAAAGAAGCUCCAUCAAACGGCUGACAACGGGCAAACGGAUCAAAAGGAAUUUUUGAAUGAGAUUGGGGCAUUAACGGAAAUUCGACACCGCAAUAUUGUGAAACUUAAGGGCUUUUGUUCUCAUCCACAGCACGCAUUCUUGGUGUAUGAGUACUUGGACAGAGGAAGCUUGUCUACAAUCUUGAGCAAUGAAGAAGAAGCUGAAGGGUUGGACUGGAACAAGAGGGUGAAUAUCGUAAAAGGCGUGGCUUAUGCUCUAUCUUAUAUGCACCAUGAUUGUAACCCUCCAAUCGUUCAUCGAGAUAUUUCAAGUAACAACAUUCUGCUUGAUUCGGAGUAUGAGGCCCAUGUUUCUGACUUCGGCACGGCUAAGCUUCUGAAGCUGGAUACAUCAAACUGGAGUGCUGUCGUCGGCACUUAUGGUUAUGUAGCACCAGAGCUUGCUUACACAAUGAAGGUGACGGAGAAAUGUGAUGUGUAUAGCUUUGGAGUAGUGGCCAUCGAGGUGAUCAAAGGAAGACAUCCGGGGGAUAGCAUUUCAUCUCUACUUGCUCCACUUGACAUGGGGAUCUCAGCUGUUUUGAGGAAUCUAUUGGAUUCACGCCUGCCAAUGCCCAUGCCAGGCGUUGAGGAUGAACUUCUGACCAUCUUCAAGCUAGCAGUCGAUUGCUUAUCUGCUAAUCCCCAACUCAGGCCGUCCAUGGAAACGAUUUCUCAGGAACUAUCAGCUUGUUCAACCACUUUCCAUGGCCUUCGAAAUUCAGAGACAGCCACUGAUCUUGUGAGAGACACAACAUCUUCAAGCCGUUCACUGGACCCUUCUGUAGGAUAUGUCGUCUGAUAAAUGGCGUCGCUCUGUCAACCACAUGCAAGGAGGUCUAAGAUCUUUAAUGACAACCAUAGUAGUCUAGACUAAUUAAUUAAGUCUUAAAAUACUUUGACUGUCAGCAAAAGUUUGAGUGUUUAGCCCAUAUAAGACUAGUGUCUUCGGAGUGUAACUUAAGUAUCCAUGUCAAGUC
Messenger RNA from Rhodamnia argentea, 2014 nucleotides. RefSeq names its product MDIS1-interacting receptor like kinase 2-like. Gene Ontology annotation, biological process: protein phosphorylation. Gene Ontology annotation, molecular function: protein kinase activity; protein binding; ATP binding. The coding region runs from base 292 to 1836 and encodes 514 amino acids. The record is from RefSeq and is a predicted model, not a curated record. The transcript is spliced from 2 exons. NCBI's taxonomy places the organism in Eukaryota, Viridiplantae, Streptophyta, Magnoliopsida, Myrtales, Myrtaceae.